Molecule: messenger RNA, 2093 nt
Organism: Macroventuria anomochaeta
Lineage: Eukaryota; Fungi; Ascomycota; Dothideomycetes; Pleosporales; Didymellaceae
Product: Di-copper centre-containing protein
Exons: 5
Coding region: 288-2093 (601 amino acids)
Molecular function (GO): oxidoreductase activity
Source: RefSeq, a predicted model, not a curated record
GGUCACACAUGUGGAGACAAUGUGCGCCAUACCAACGUGAAAGUAUCGCUUUCAGGGCCAGGAAGUCUGUCUCUUCAGUAUUUUGAAAGCCCCAUGUGGCACGUAUGGCACGUUUACACAGUGUGUGACUUCCCGUUUCGAAGUACAGUGCAUCAAGCAAAUCCCCUUUUACUAGCCCUGCAGUACACUUUGACGGCUCCACAAAGCUUCUUUAACAGCCCUCUUGACCAUUGGCUUCAAACAGACCACAUUCCAAACUGACAUCUACAGCCUCCAGAUAGCUCGGCAUGGCUAGCAUGACAUUAACUCGCGCACUUCAGCUGCUGCUCGUGGUCGGACUGCUCUGCUCAUCUACACACUCCAAGAUUCUACGCGCACAUCGACGGUGGCAUGCCGUUACAGAUAUUCACACUCACAUACGGCGUCAAGAUGUCGGCGCUGAUUUCUUUCCGGUAUUGGGCGUCCCUGGGCUCGGCCUCAACACUACAGCUCCUCGGUUAGAGAUCCGCGAACUCCAGCGUAACCCAGACUUAUUCAAUGUUUACCUACUUGGACUCCAACGCUGGCAAAACACCAGCCAAGACGACAAGUUAUCGUACUUCCAAGUUGCUGGGAUCCAUGGCCGACCGUUCUUGCCUUGGGACGGCGUGGCCGGGCGCCCGCAGCCCCCAGAAGGCUAUAAGGAGGGUUACUGUCACCACAGCAGUAAUCUCUUUCCGACAUGGCAUCGACCUUUUCUGGCUUUGGUCGAGGAACGCGUCUAUCAUCACGCUCGAGAUGUUGUUGCUGAGUUCCCCGAGGGAGAUCUGAAAGCACGUAUGACCGCUGCGUUGCCGGCACUAAGGCUUCCGUUUUGGGACGCAGCUGCUGUGCCUCCAAUUGGCACUGGAUCUUAUCCUUGGAGUGUGCAGAGAAAGACCAUUGAGGUUGAGCUUCCAGACGGAAGUGGCUCAGUGAAGGCGACAAUACUGAAUCCUCUCUACUCGUACACUUUUCAUCCACUUCCAAGCAAAGACAUCUUUGGAAAACUCCCAUGGACACAAUGGCAGACAACAAUACGCUACCCCACGAAUCGAAGCGCCAAUGCGCAAAGUCAGGAUUCCAAGAUCGCUUUUCAACUUGAUCUCAACUUAGUCAAUCUACGGCAACGAACAUACCAGAUGAUGGCUAUGCAGAAAGACUACCACAAUAUCAGUAACAACGUGGUCUCCAUCGGCGGUGUUCUUGACAGUCUUGAAUCAGUACAUGACACAAUUCAUAACACAGUAGGCAGCUCAGGACCAGGACACAUGACGAACGCCGCGUACUCAGCCUUUGAUCCAGUCUUCUGGCUGCUACACACAAACAUCGACCGAAUGACCGCCAUAUGGCAGGCACUGAACCCUGACAGCUGGGUUACGAAUCACUCCAACCCAACAGCCACUUUCACCUCGGAUGCUGAUGCAUACGCAGACGAGAACACUCCUCUACACCCUUUUCAUCGCAACCAAGCAGGUGACUUUUGGACGUCUGCAAGUGUCCGAGACCAUACCAUCUUUGGGUAUACAUAUCCAGAGCUCGUCGGUCUUUCAGAAGACGAUACGCUUGUGAGGAGGGUCAACCAACUGUACGGCGAGAACGCAACUUCGCAGUUCACAUGGAAGCUGGGCGAUCCCGUCCCUUUGGCAAAUGCAGACAACGGAUACACCCACAACGAGCGCCAGUCGAUCAGCAUGAGCAGCCCGCAGAUAGGCAAGCACCAGUACCAGUACUUCGCCAACAUCAAGGUGCAGAAGUCCGGCUCGGAGGGCGGUUACAAGAUCUUUGUCUUCGUAGGCCCUACAAGCAUAGCGACUGCUGGCUCAACAUACGAUGCGACGUUGUGGAUGCGGGACCCGAGUUUCGUGGGGUUCACUGGAUUCCAGAGCACGAACAGCCACGGUGAUGGAUAUGCUGGCGAUCCGAACGCAAAGAGCGAUGCCAAUGGAGUUGUUGCCAUGACGAAGGCACUGGAAGACCGUCUACGGACAGGAGAGUUGGCGAGUCUCGACGAAGAUGCUGUAGACAAAUACCUACAUGACAACAUGAGCUGGAGGAUUACAACGGUACGUUGA